CUAAAAAGAACCCAAAAGACACGAGACCUCUUUCCCAGAAGAGUCUUUUUCUCUCCCAAAAAUUCUUCACCUCUCUUUCAGAAAUUGAAAAUGGAGGAGACCACUAACGACAUUUCUCCCAAUGGGAAAACAUCGAGAUUAAUUAACGCAUACGCUGCACAGUGUGCAAAAUGCAACAACUGGAGAUUCAUUCAAUCGCAAGAAGAGUAUACAAACAUCAGAAGUGAAUCAGUGAACAAGUCUUUUGAAUGCAACAACUGUGAAGAACCUGAAGUUGACGUUUUAUGUAAUUGGUCAAGUAUUAGUUGCUUACUACGUGGUUCUUAUCCAUUCAUACUGAAAAGGGAUAUAAGAUCAUCAAGGGAUGUAUUACCCAUUCAAAAUGGUGAUGGAACUCUCUCAACAAAAAAGAGAAAAGGCGUUAUGAGAGAGGAGACUACAGAGAUGAAGAAACAUCCUAACGGCCGGAACAUGGAGAAGGAUUAUGGUACUAAGAAACUAAUAGAACCAGUGAUCAUUAAAGAAAUUGAAAAUGUGAAAUUAGAUGGAAAAGUGGCUGUACUAAACAGAAAGGUAAGCAUAUACUAUACUGGGAGGUUAAAAGCCAGUGGGAAAUUGUUUGACUCCAACCUGGGAGACGCUCCAUUAAGAUUUCGUUUAGGUGGAGAAAAAGUCAUAAAAGGUCUCAGCAUUGGUAUUGAAGGGAUGCGUGUUGGUGAUAAGAGAAGACUCAUAAUUCCACCGUCCCUCGGGUAUUCAGAAGAGGGUCUGAUGGAAUCUGUGCCUAAAAAUGCGUGGUUAGUGUAUGAAGUGGAGGCAGUAAGAGUCAGAUGAGUUUUUGACGUCUUGAGACAAGUUUGCUUCAAGUUACUUAUCUCCAUGGAAAAGUGUGUUGUUGGCUACCUCUUGCUUCGAGUUUUUUUGAUAUUUUUCUUUUGGAUUUUUUAGCAUUUCAAAUAACUGAAAACUCUCUUCGUUGUUUUAAGUUUGUCACUCGGUUAUUGUCAUAUAAUUUAAUUGGUUUGGAGUAAUUUCAAUAAGAUGGA
This is a messenger RNA of Raphanus sativus (radish), 1046 nucleotides long. RefSeq names its product peptidyl-prolyl cis-trans isomerase FKBP43-like. The coding region runs from base 91 to 834 and encodes 247 amino acids. Lineage: Eukaryota; Viridiplantae; Streptophyta; Magnoliopsida; Brassicales; Brassicaceae. Gene Ontology annotation, molecular function: peptidyl-prolyl cis-trans isomerase activity. The transcript is spliced from 8 exons. The record is from RefSeq and is a predicted model, not a curated record.